This is a messenger RNA of Aspergillus sclerotioniger CBS 115572, 2663 nucleotides long. RefSeq names its product mitochondrial 54S ribosomal mL46 domain-containing protein. Gene Ontology annotation, molecular function: nucleic acid binding; structural constituent of ribosome. Bases 248 to 2386 code for a protein of 712 amino acids. The transcript is spliced from 8 exons. The record is from RefSeq and is a predicted model, not a curated record. Lineage: Eukaryota; Fungi; Ascomycota; Eurotiomycetes; Eurotiales; Aspergillaceae. Gene Ontology annotation, cellular component: mitochondrial large ribosomal subunit.
CGGUGUCUCUGGCAAGGGAAAAAGUACCUUACAGGAGCGCUAUGAAGAGGUGAAAAACUCGGCCGAUCAGUACCAAAUCCUACAAGUCGGCUUGACUAUUUGCCAUGAAGACCCGGAGACAGCGACUUACACGCUGAAACCGUACAAUCUCUAUUUGAGUCCUAUCAUCGACCGGAAGCUGGAAUUAGAAAGGAUCUGGACCUUCCAAAGCGGCGCCGUCGAAUUUCUUCUGGAGAACAAUUUUAGUAUGGACAGUCUGUUCAAACAUGGCGUCCCGUACGUGUCAAGGGACGAGGAGGAACGGGCAAUCGCCAAAGUCAUCGAGAGAUGUGACCGCACCACAGUGCGCAGCUCGCUGGAUGUCAUGGAAACCGAGUAUGAGUCGCUCGCAUUCCUGAAGGACGUUCGUCGUCUUGUUGAUGACUGGCUUUCGCUUGGCGACGCCCGAGAAGACUACCUAAACGUCCCCCCACCUACAGGUUCCAAACAACCUAGGUCCAUGCAAUCUGGGGUCAAUAGGUUCCAAAAGAGACUUAUCCACCAGCUCAUAGAAGUUGAGUACCCGCAUUUGGUCACCAUUGGCAGGCCUACGUUUGUUCAAAUUGUUGACUACGACGAGCAACGUGAAAAGAACGUUCGAGACCAGAGAUUGCAGUUGAUACAGGAGCGAAUCAGGAACCAUACUGGGUUCAGAUGGGUCGCGGAAGCGCUGGCUGGAGGCGACCUUACGAAUCUGGAUCCAUAUUACUUCAUCAAUCUUAGGUCAGGCUCGGACGAGCCUGGGAGUACUACACUCGAGGAAUUUUCAGAUGGGGUGAAGCAGCGGCUGCGGGACAACAGGCCUGUCCUGGUUGGUCACAACCUCUUUACUGAUCUGAUUUAUUUCUACCGCUGUUUCUUUGGCCCACUGCCAGACCGUGUUGAAGAUUUCGAAGCCCUGGCUCAUAAGUAUAAUACGCAAGCUAUAGAUCACGAAGCUGGUUAUGAUAGCCUGCUCACCGCGCAAGUAUUCAUUAAACUUUCUGCACAGCUCCGUGGUAAGGGGACUUCGGGAGAUCCCCCGGCAAUCCCACAGCCGGCAAGCACGAAGCAGAUUAUAGGCGACUUUGAGGCUACAGUCCUCCUACCCAGGCGCCCCGAGCCUAGCGCUGUUCGUAUAAUGUUUGGCUCAAUCGAAGUCGACACAAAGUCUGACGAUGCCGAUGCGGAUGCCAGCGAUGUGGCCGACAUGAUUAAGAAGAUGUGUCUGGGGCCCCGCAACUCUAUUGAAAUACAACAGAAAAUUGACAAUGGCUGUUUGAUUCCACGAUUGGGCGCGCCUUUUUGGAAAGUUUACGGAAAUAAACUCCGUGUUUUUGGUACAAACGAGAGGAUGUCGUCGGGGUCCAAUGGUGCUAGGCGCGUGGCGUUGCUUUUGCGGCCCACGAUCUCCGAUCCUAGAGUGUGCAGAAGCUGUCAAGAGACACUCGUCCGCCGCAGUUAUGCCUCAGCCGCUACACAGGCCUCACCAGAACCUUCCUCCACCGCCACCUCAGCCUUCCCCGUUGUGAAGCCCACCCAUACCAUCAAGGCCGGCGUGGUCCUCUCCCGCCCCCCUCAAAUCACCCGCGACCUUACCGAUUUCGAAAAGGCAUACUACUUCUAUCAGAAGCGAUUGAACGAGCGUCUUACCCUGCCUUUCACGAAAUACUUCUACUUCAAGCGUGGAACGCCUGCCGACGAAGACUGGAAGCGCAAGAUCCGGGAACGCCAGACACCCGCGCGUGACAUCGGCAAGUACAAUCCGUACUCCAAGGAAGCAUGGAACGAUGAGCUUCUCGUUGGAGCCGUAGAGUCGGACCCGGCGCACCAGGUGGAAAUGCUUGUGCAGGAUGCCGAGUCUACGGUCAAUGCCACUUCCCAGGACACCAGCAAGAAGGAAGAGAUUCCGAGACCGUUUCCCCGGGUGACGGAGGCGGACCAAAAGAACGACCAGAGAAGCCUCAAUCGGGCACUGCAGAGGACUCUUUAUCUCCUUGUGCAGUCCAAGGAGGGAUACUGGAAGUUCCCCAGCUCUCCUGUUGAGGUGGAUGAGACCAUUCGACAGGCUGCCGAACGUACUCUUGAACAAGCCGCAGGCGUCAACAUGAACACCUGGAUGGUGGGCUACCACCCGGUGGGCCACUACGUCUACAAUGUCCGGAACCCGAGCAAGCUGGCAAACGGAGAGGGACCUGCGGGCGAGAAGGUCUUCUUCUUGAAGUCGCGCAUCAUGGCUGGCCAGGCCGACCUGACCAGCAACACUCAGAACCUGACCGACUUCAAGUGGCUGGCGAAGGAGGAGAUUUCGAAGUUCGUGCGGCCCCACUACUACGCCAGCAUCAAGAACAUGCUGGCCGAGCGGUAAACCGGUAACGAUUGUCACUGUCAUGGAUGGGAUGGAGUGUAUGGAUCGUUGCGGGGACUUAUCUUUGGGGAUGCCCUUGUGCAGCAGGUCUGAGUCUUGCAUAUAUCAUAGUAGGUCAUGUAUAACUAGCUUUCCGUUUCUUCGCUUCUUAUUUGCAAUGAAAGCUUUCUCGUCAUAAGUAUAUCCCAAACGCCAUCUACCGUACCCAAGCCAACCAAACAAUCCCACAAGCAUAAGACUAGUACUACCGCGAUACCUCUGAAUCACUUCAAAUUAA